This is a messenger RNA of Perca flavescens (yellow perch), 852 nucleotides long. RefSeq names its product gastrula zinc finger protein XlCGF17.1-like. The annotation marks the transcript as partial. NCBI's taxonomy places the organism in Eukaryota, Metazoa, Chordata, Actinopteri, Perciformes, Percidae. The transcript has 3 exons. The record is from RefSeq and is a predicted model, not a curated record.
AUGUGGGAAACGGUGAGAAAUCUGGAGCAUUCAAGAUGUAAGAAACGAUUCAGCUGCUCUGAGUGUGGGAGGAGAUUUGCCACCAAGCCACACCUGAAGAGACACAUGAGAACUCACACAGGAGAAAAACCUUUCAGCUGCUCUGAGUGUGGUAAAGCUUUCUCUGAAAGUGGAACCCUGAAGAGACACAUGAGAACUCACACAGGUGAAAAACCUUUCAGUUGCUCAGUCUGUAAGAAAUAUUUUUCACAGAUUGGAUAUUUACAGAAACACAUGAGAAUCCACACAGGAGAGAAGCCUUUUAGCUGCUCAUUCUGUAAGAAAUCUUUUACACAGAGUGGAAGUUUACAGUCACACAGGCGAACUCACACAGGAGAAAAACCUUUCAGCUGCUCAGUCUGUAAGAAAUCCUUUACAGAGAGAGUAUAUGUAAGGUCACACAUGGCAGCACACAUGAUAACUCACACAGGAGAGAAACCAUUUAGCUGCUCAGUCUGUAAGAAAUCUUUUACACACAAUGGAAAUUUAAAGAUGCACAUGAGAAUCCACACAGGAGAAAAACCUUUUAGCUGCUCAGUUUGUAAUAAAUCUUUUAGACAGCAUGGAUAUUUAAAGACACACAUGAGAAUCCACACAGGAGAAAAACCUUUCAGCUGCUCAGUUUGUAAUAAAUCUUUUAUAAAGAGUGAAAGUUUACGGUCACACAUGGUAGUCCACACAGGAGAGAAAAGAUUCAGCUGCAGUGUUUGUGACAAAAGAUUUGCCUGGCGUUCUCAUGUCAAAACACAUAAAUGUGUUGGUGCGAUGGAAACAGAAGCUAAUGGAGAGGACUGUGGAGGACCAGAACCAGCC